AUGAAUGACAUCGCUAAAGUAAAAUUCUAUACUUUGGAAGAAAUCUCGAAGCACGAUGGAAAACAAGACGCUCGAACAUGGAUAAUAAUAAGAGACGUUGUUUACGAUGUAACGAAUUAUUUAGACAAUCAUCCCGGCGGUGGAGAAUUGAUAACAGAAUGGGCGGGUAAAGAUGGCACGAAAGACUUUGAUGACUUUGGACAUUCAUUGGACGCAAAAAAAGAACUGAAAAAACUCAAAAUCGGUGAAGUGGUAGAAGAAGAAAAGAAAAAUAAAAAGGAUAACAAUAAGCAAUUAGUGAAACAGAAGAAUGAGAAAGUGGUAGUUACUCUAGAUAAUGUUCCUGAGAAAAAUUGUCUUUCUAUAUUAACGUGCGGUAUAUUAACUUAG
Messenger RNA from Diorhabda carinulata, 390 nucleotides. Its product is annotated as cytochrome b5-like. The transcript has a single exon. Gene Ontology annotation, cellular component: membrane; intracellular membrane-bounded organelle. Lineage: Eukaryota; Metazoa; Arthropoda; Insecta; Coleoptera; Chrysomelidae. Bases 1 to 390 code for a protein of 129 amino acids. Gene Ontology annotation, molecular function: heme binding. The record is from RefSeq and is a predicted model, not a curated record.